This is a messenger RNA of Laetiporus sulphureus 93-53, 255 nucleotides long. RefSeq lists its product as uncharacterized. The transcript is spliced from 2 exons. NCBI's taxonomy places the organism in Eukaryota, Fungi, Basidiomycota, Agaricomycetes, Polyporales, Laetiporaceae. The annotation marks the transcript as partial. The record is from RefSeq and is a predicted model, not a curated record.
ACUGAGGCGCUCCUCGACUCAGGAGCAUAUUCUUGUUACAUCAACCCAUGGCUGGUUGAUCGGUUAAAUCUUGCUACGAUCUUUCUCGAGAAAGAGAUCAGGGUUUAUAACGCAGAUGCAUCUCACAACAAGGGUGAAACCAUUAAGAAAAGGGUUCUUCUAAAUGUUAUACUAGGUAUGAGCUUCCUCAAGGAGCAUAAUCCCGAGAUGGAUUGGGAAAGGCUUAAUAUCGAGUUCACCCAGUGCCCACAAUGA